Coregonus sp. 'balchen' is the source of this 42967-nucleotide messenger RNA. NCBI's taxonomy places the organism in Eukaryota, Metazoa, Chordata, Actinopteri, Salmoniformes, Salmonidae. The record is from the annotation of a GenBank genome assembly.
AAUCACUCUGGCACUGCACCCAUUCUCCAGCUUGCUGCUGCCACCUUCCCAAACCCUGGUGCCCCCAUCCAUGAAACCAAAAGUAAGUUCACUCACUUGUAGUCCAGUCUUACCAUGGGCCCAUCCAUUGCACCUGUUUCAGAACUAGGCCCCUGUGUUUUGGGCAGUCAUGUCACAUGACCUGCAUUUUGACCUUUUUUUAUUUAAAGCUUUUUCAUCAAUCCGUCCCCUUUUUUUCUUAUGUCAGAUGGUCCAGCUCCGUCCUCAGACAACUAUAUUUCGUUUUAGGUGGAUUUCUCUUUUCUGGACACAGCUUCAAAUACAGGAUAAUCUAGGUCAUGUGACAUUAUAGUCCAAAACACAGGGCCCAAUUCAUAACUUCUACUAACUCAUUAGUUCUUCCCCAUGUUUAUUCUCUGUCAUUUAUAUAUGUCUACCUAAUCCAUCCACAUUGCUGGAGUUGGCUCCGUCCUCUAAGUGCUCACUUUUCAUGCUCCUUCCAGUAAAUGUAUUUCAUUUAAUCAGUACUAUCAUUGGGCGAUGUUGCAGUGCCGUUCCUCGCAGUGAAAAUGACUUAGUCUGAUCUCAUCACCAGGGCUGGUGGCACCAUUAUCCUAUAAUCUUGUAACGGACAAUUAUGGACAAUGACCGUCAACAAAUUUGUCAUAAUCGUCUCAAUACAUUUAUUUGAGGAGGGAUUUAACUUUAUUUUCAAGUAUAUAUAGUUGACCUAAUAGCAGUUUAAAAUGUUGACAUGAAAAGGGUAAAAUUGGUAAUGAUUUUACGAGCAGAACAGAACGGUCUGGAGGAAAAGCUUCAUUUCCAAAAGUUCCAAGUAGUCAAACAAUUUUUUUUUAAAUAUGGGGGUGUCACCAGAGCUAUGUUGUAUUCGUUAGGCCGUAGCCAAAGAUGCAAUACAAUCUCUAAACAUGUAUCAACAAAAAUGACAAUUAUGAAAUCCGUGGUCGUUUUCAUGACAUUCGUUACCCAAAAUUCCAUAAUCGUCACAGUCCUACCCAUCACACUCGGGUGGUUGACGUUGAACGUAGUUUGGUGGUGUUCUCAGUUUACACACUAGGUGGCAACAGCAAGCUGUAACAUCUCUUGGGUCUCAAGACUGUAGAAAUACUAGAAGGGUUAUGUCUGCUCGCUGUAACGGAUGGUACUGACCUUGUGCUACAGUUACAUUAUAUAAUAAAUAAAUGACCUUAUUUGCCUUUUCUGAUUAUUUCUUAAUAAGUAAACAAAUAUGUAUUUGUGUACAGUAUCUUACUGUUAGAUAGUAUUGUGCUGUUUAAAAAAUCAAAUCAAAUGUUAUUUGUCACAUUCUCAGAAUACAACAGGUGUAGACCUUACCAUGAAAUGCUUACUUACAACUUACAAGCCCUUAACCAACAAUGCAGUUUUCAUUUACUAAAUGAACUAAAGCCCCCCCCAAAAGGUUAGUUGAGGUAAUUUGUACAUAGGUAGGCAGGGGUAAAGUGACUAUUCAUAGAUAAUAGACAGCGAGUAGCAGCAGUGUAAAACCAAAGGAAGGGAGGGGGUCAAUGCAAAUAGUCAGGGUGGCCAUUUGAUUAAUUGUAUAUACAGAGAGGGAAAAAAGUAUUUGAUCCCCUGCUGAUUUUGUACGUUUGCCCACUGACAAAGAAAUUAUCAGUCUAUAAUUUUAAUGGUAGGUUUAUUUGAACAGUGAGAGACAGAAUAACAACAACAAAAUCCAGAAAAAUACAUGUCAAAAAUGUUAUAAAUUGAUUUGCAUUUUAAUGAGGGAAAUAAGUAUUUGACCCCCUCUCAAUCAAAGAUUUCUGGCUCCCAGGUGUCUUUUAUACAGGUAACGAGCUGAGAUUAGGAGCACACUCUUAAAGGGAGUGCUCCUAAUCUCAGCUUGUUACCUGUAUAAAAGACACCUGUCCACAGAAGCAAUCAAUCAAUCAGAUUCCAAACUCUCCACCAUGGCCAAGACCAAAGAGCUCUCCAAGGAUGUCAGGAACAAGAUUGUAGACCUACACAAGGCUGGAAUGGGCUACAAGACCAUCGCAAAGCAGCUUGGUGAGAAGGUGACAACAGUUGGUGCGAUUAUUCACAAAUGGAAGAAACACAAUAACUGUCAAUCUCCCUCGGCCUGGGGCUCCAUGCAAGAUCUCACCUCGUGGAGUUGCAAUGAUCAUGAGAACGGUGAGGAAUCAGCCCAGAACUACACGGGAGGAUCUUGUCAAUGAUCUCAAGGCAGCUGGGACCAUAGUCACCAAGAAAACAAUUGGUAACACACUACGCCGUGAAGGACUGAAAUCCUGCAGCGCCCGCAAGGUCCCCCUGCUCAAGAAAGCACAUAUACAGGGCCGUCUGAAGUUUGCCAAUGAACAUCUGAAUGAUUCAGAGGAGAACUGGGUGAAAGUGUUGUGGUCAGAUGAGACCAAAAUUGAGCUCUUUGGCAUCAACUCAACUCGCCGUGUUUGGAGGAGGAGGAAUGCUGCCUAUGACCCCAAGAACACCAUCCCCACCGUCAAACAUGGAGGUGGAAACAUUAUGCUUUGGGGGUAUUUUUCUGCUAAGGGGACAGGACAACUUCACCGCAUCAAAGGGACAAUGGACGGGACCAUGUACCGUCAUCUUGGGUGAGAACCUCCUUCCCUCAGCCAGGGCAUAUAAAAUGGGUUGUGGAUGGGUAUUCCAGCAUGACAAUGACCCAAAACACACGGCCAAGGCAACAAAGGAGUGGCUCAAGAAGAAGCACAUUAUGGUCCUGGAGUGGCUUAGCCAGUCUCCAGACCUUAAUCCCAUAGAAAAUCUGUGGAGGGAGCUGAAGGUUCGAGUUGCCAAACGUCAGCCUCGAAACCUUAAUGACUUGGAGAAGGUCUGCAAAGAGGAGUGGGACAAAAUCCCUCCUGAGAUGUGUGCAAACCUGGUGGCCUACUACAAGAAACGUCUGACCUCUGUGAUUGCCAACAAGGGUUUUGCCACCAAGUACUAAGUCAUGUUUUGCAGAGGGGUCAAAUACUUAUUUCCCUCAUUAAAAUGCAAAUCAAUUUAUAACAUUUUUGACAUGCGUUUUUCUGGAUUUUUGUUGUUGUUAUUCUGUCUCUCACUGUUCAAAUAAACCUACCAUUAAAAUUAUAGACUGAUCAUGUCUUUGUCAGUGGGCAAACGUACAAAAUCAGCAGGGGAUCAAAUACUUUUUUCCCUCACUGUAGGUCCUGGAUGGCAGGAAGCUUGGCCCCAGUGAUAUACUGGGCCGUACGCACUACCCUCUGUAGCGCCUUACGGUCGGAUGCCAAGCAGUUGCCAUACCAGGCGGUGAUGCAAUCGGUCAGGAUGCUCUCGAUGGCGUAGCUGUAGAACUUUUUGAGGAUCUGGGGACCCAUGCCAAAUCAUUUCAGUCUCCUGAGGGGGAAAAGGCGUUGUCGUGCCCUCUUCACAACUUUCUUAGAUAGUAUUGUACUGUUAAACAGCUGGAGCUUGAAACACAAGCAUUUCACUUCACCUGCUUUAACAUCUGCUAAUCUGUGAAUGCAACAAAUAAACUUUGAUUUGACAAAGGCGCAUACCAAUCCUGACCUCACUGUCGCCUUUAGGCAUCAUGUGGUUCUUGGAAGUUUAUUAAGCAUUUUCCCCUUUUUCCAUAUGCUGUCCCAAACAGCUUUGAAUGAAUGGAUGGAUGUGCACUAGCAUGCGAGGAUCCCUCAGGCUUAGCUUAGUUUAGCUUGUCCUGGACUGGAUUAACUCAACCCAAAGAGUCGGCCUGUCCGUCUGACUGAAGCUGGGAUGUUUUAUGGUGUUUUGUUACUGAUGUUUAAAUGUGCAAUCUGGGAUCUUUACAGGCGUUUUUGUCUUUAACGUGAGGAACCACUUGAGUAAAUGAGGGAUACAAAGUAUAUUGAAAGCAGGCGCUUCCACACAGGUGUGGUUCCUGAGUUAAUUAAGCGGUUAAUAUUUAAUCAUGCUUAGGGUCAUGUAUAAUCAUUUUGGCUACCGUGGCUAGAAGAGAUCUCAGUGACUUUUGAAGGAUCCCAAAAGGAGCACAGGGGGUUUUAAAGGGUGUGUUAGUGACUCACAACCCGCUGUCCCCGCGGUUAUAUCCGUGGGGUGGUUGGGUUAAGGGUCAUGAAAUAUUGGGUGGCGGGCAGAUGGGUUGAAUAAAGAGAAAACAAUACGUUUUAAAAACAAUCCAUAAAUUGUGACGAGGUGUGAAUAAAGGAGUCAGGCGCCGGAGGUAAAACACAGAAGUCCAGAGUUUAUUCCGUUUACAUAAAUCAAACGCCCCAAGCGUCAAAACGUAACUAUUACAAGGGAAAACACCCACCUUGGCAAUAACACAGUGAAGAGUAGCUCAACCGAGCUACACGCUCUCACAACAAACAAUCACUCACAAAGACAAGGGGAACAGAGGGAACACUUAUACACAUACUAAUUAGGGGAAUGAGCACCAGGUGUUUGUGUGUGUGUGAUUGACAAGACAUGACAAGUGGAGUGAUGAGAAUGGGAUCGGCAGUAGCUAGUACUCCGGUGACGACGAACGCCGAAGCCUGCCCGAACCAGGAGGGGGGGGCAGCCUCGGCGGAAGUCGUGACAUAAAUGUAUCAUUCUUGUGCAAUUUAUAUCUACAGGCUACAUUGAGGUUAUUCUUUCAUUAUUUUUAGGCUGUCUGGCGUUUUAGUGCGUAAGCUUUAGGGCCUAACUUUUAACACACCAAUCGCCUACACACCAAUCGCCAAACGCUUUUGGGAAGGGGCAGAAAAAGUGAACGUUGAUCCGCUGAGGGCAAAAAGGAUCAUGUCAAAGGUUAAUUCAAAUAGAGAAAAGCUUGCUAAAUGGAGAUUUGAAAUUUAAUAGAAGGGAAGGCCAGAACAGUAGUCUAAUGUUUGGGAAAGAUUUGGUGAAGUGGUAAAAGAGGAUGAUAGCAGUGCCGGCUAUGUUAUGUGUGAUGAUUGUGAGGCGCUAUACAAAUUCGACAGUCACAAGACGGGGACUUCAAAUAGGCCUAUGGCACGUCAAGGGAACUGUAGCCCACUGUUCAGAUGGGUUAAAUGGAAACUGAGAUCCGGACCCUAACUGUAGGUCUAUAACCUAGCCUUAAUAUUAACUCCUGCAGAAUUACUCCUGCAUUGCUUUCAGUAAAAUUUACACACCAAAUGUACAUUUUGACUCGGGAACAGGAGUGGAGAAAUAUGACUUCUUUCAGCAUCUUGAGAGAAUGUGAACGCGUAGUUGGGGACUUCCGUAGAGGUGGUAUCUUUAUCAGGAUCAUCCAAGCCCAACUGGGAAAAACUAAUUUUCUAUUUUAGCGCGUUAGGCCGGUGCGGGCCUCCCCAGAUUUUCACUUUAUCACAUAGUCUGGUGGUUACGGAUGGGGUUAUUAGCAGUUGCGGGUAAACAAACAGCUGACCCGCGCACCGUGUUUGUGGGUCUAUCACCUGAUCUCAACUCAAUUGAACACUUAGGAAGGUUCCGGAGGGGAACCUGAGACGGCGUUUUUUUUCUCCACCACCAGCAACAAAACACCAAAUGAUGGAAGUCCAAUAGAGUCUAUGACGAGGCGCAUUGAAGCUGUUCCGGCUGCUCGCGGUGGCCCAACACCCUGAUUUAGUCACUCUAUUUAGUCAGUUACCUGUGUAUUCAAAUGUGUCUGCUGUUGGUGCUCAAACUCAAAUCCCAGAUUGUAGCUUUUAAUACUUUCAUGCCAAUCUGAUUGCUCAACUCCUCCUCUGUUUUAAUAUCGGUAUUUUUGGAUUGCGUCUCGUCUCGCCUCACUGCUCCAGUCUUCACCGGCGGUUAACCAGACGCGGCUGAGGUUGAGUCCCAAAUGGCGCCCCUAUCCCCUAUCUAGUGCCUUACUUUUCCUCUGGUCAAAAGUAGUGCACUACAUAGGGAAUAGGGUGCCAUUUUGGGAUGUACCCUGAGUGACUGGGAAUAAGGCGGCCUCACAAAGGAUUCCUUCUUUACCUGUUAGCCAGCAGCAGUCAGAUAACACAUUACAGUACAGCAUAUUGUAGUCUAUCUUCACUAACAUGUUACAAUAUGCAUCAAAACUAUGAAAUAACACACAUAUGGAAUCAUGUAGUAACCAAAAAAGUGUGAAACAAAUCAAAAUGUAUUUGAGAUUCUUCAAAGUAGCCAGCCUUUGCCUUGAUGACAGCUUUGCACACGCUUGGCAUUCUCUCAACCAGUUUCAUGAGGUUGUCACCUGGAAUGCAUUUCAAUUAACAGGUGUGCCUUGUUAAAAGUUAACUUGUGGAAUUUCUUUCCUUCUUAAUGCAUUUGAGCCAAUCAGUUGUGUUGUGACAAGGUAGGGGUGGUAUACAGAAGAUAGCCCUAUUUGGUAAAAGAAAAGUCCAUAUUAUGGCAAGAACAGCUCAAAUAAGUAAAGAGAAACGACAGUCCAUCAAUACUUUAAGACAUGAAGGUCAGUCAAUACGGAAAAUGUCAAGAACUUUGAACGUUUCUUCAAGUGCAGUUACAAAAACCAUCAAACGUUAUAAUGAAACUGACUCAUGAGGACCGCGACAGGAAUGGAAGACCCAGAGUUACCUCUGCUGCAGAGGAUAAGUUCAUUAGAGUUACCAGCCUCAGAAAUUGCAGCCCAAAUAAAUGCUUCACAGAGUUCAAGUAACAGACACAUCUCAACAUCAACUGUUCAGAGGAGACUGCGUGAAUCAGGCCUUCAUGGUCGAAUUGCUGCAAAGAAACCACUACUAAAGGACACCAAUAAUAAGAAGAAGAGACUUGCUUGGGCCAAGAAACACGAGCAAUAGACAUUAGACUGGUGGAAAUCUUUCCUUUUGGUCUGAGUCCAAAUUGGAGAUUUUUGGUUCCAACCGCUGUGUCUUUGUGGACGCAGAGUAGGUGAACGGAUGAUCUCCACUUGUGUGGUUCCCACCGUGAAGCAUGGAGGAGAUGUGAGGGUGCUUUGCUGGUGACACUGUCAGUGAUUUAUUUAGAAUUCAAGGGAGACUUAACCAGCAUGGCUACCACAGCAUUCUGCAGCGAUACGCCAUCCCAUCUGGUUUGGGCUUAGUGGGACUAUCAUUUGUUUUUUCAACAGGACAAUGAAACACCUCCAGGCUGUGGAAGGGCUAUUUUACCAAGAAGGAGAGUGAUGGAGUGCUGCAUCAGAUGACCUGGCCUCCACAAUCAUACGAGCUCAACCCAAUUGAGAUGGUUUGGGAUGAGUCGGACGGCAGAGUGAAGGACAAGCAGCCAACAAGUGCUCAGCAUAUGUGGGAACUCCUUCAAGACUGUUGGAAAAGCAUUCCAGGUGAAGCUGGUUGAGAGAAUGCCAAGAGUGUGCAAAGCUGUCAUCAAGGCAAAGGGUGGCUACUUGAAGAAUAAAAUAUAUUUAACACUUUUUUUUUUGUUACUACAUGAUUCCAUAUGUGUUAUUUCAUAGUUUUGAUGUCUUCACUGUUAUUCUAUAAUGUAGAAAAUAGUAAAAAAUAAAGAACAGCCCUUGAAUGAGUAGGUGUGUCCAAACUUUUGACUGGUACUGUAUGUCUGUAAAGAUGUUAUGAAAUGGACUCUGGAUACAUGCGGUUUAUCUAAUCAGCCUAAUCUCUGGUUGGUUGUCUUGUGUGAUUGUAGUGUAAAAGACUUCAAGAGAAUUUAAAACGAACUUGCCAAUUUGAAGCUGUUGAUUCAAUUUUAGACAUGGAUUUCAAACUCUUUGAGCCUCGGAUAAAAGUCAUAUUUCAGUCAUCAUACUAAGGUUCCAACUCCUUUCAUAUUUUCACGUUUAUUGGAAGGAGACGGUGAAAGAGACAGUAAAGUUAGGAGAGCGUGUAUUAGAAGGGCGGAGAGCGUGUAUUAGAAGGGAGGAGAGCGUGUAUUAGAAGUCUGAUUUCAAACCCUCACUGACUUGUCUGUAUGUCUCCCUCCCUCCCUCUCUCUCUCCCUGCCUCUCUCUCUCUCCUCUCUCUCUCUCUCUCUCUCUCUCUCUCUCUCUCUCUCUCUCUCUCUCUCUCUCUCUCUCUCUCUCUCUCUCUCUCUCUCCCCCUCCCCCCCUCUCACCCAGGCUACCCGUCCCUGCGUAUUGAGAAGAACGACCUGAGAAGUGUUAGUCUGCUGGAGGUCAAAGCCAAGGUCAAAGACAUCGCCAUCUCCAGACUGAGAGUCACUCUACGGGACGUCCUGCAUGAAGGUAACUCUAACUACACACACACAUAUACACACACACACACAUAUACAUACACACACACACAGAGUAUUGCGACUGCAACAGUUCGCAACCCCCAGAAUUUCAGAGCUGACUGGCACUGAAGUCUGAAUAUAACCUGAAUUCUGAUUACUGGAUUGAACUGCAUUAACCAUCGCAACACAAAUAUCCUGAUUGCAUCUCUACAGCAUUAGUGAGACAACUAUAGCCUACAGUCACAGGACACAGACCGUGACUGUGGCGGGACCCAACCUGUCCGAUAGAUCUGCUGUUGACUUCUGGGAAAUGUGUCCUCUGACCUCUGCAAUUAUCUCCAUGUUGUGAAACGAAAGAACACAGAACACACUGUUCGACUCCAUUUCCUACUAAGCCCUUACAAGGUGUUUUGUGACGUCUGUGCGUACGUCCCAAAUGGCACCCUAUUCGCUGGCACGCCUAGGGGCCCUGGUCAAAAGAAGGGCACUUUAUAGGGUUUAGGGACACAGACGCACACAUUGAUUCAUGACUGAUGGAUGAAUGUUAUUGUUUUACGUGGUUGUGAAAUGUAAAGAUGUUACAGAACACACGGUCCAAUGACCAGAUCCCACUUCCAACUAAGAUGAUCUACCCCCAGAAAAAAAAAAAAAAUAAUAAUAAUAAUAAUAAUUACAUUUGCCCAAUACAUAGAUCAAUGAAAUUCGACCAGAACAAAGGAAACGCCAUGGAAACGCCAUGCACGGAAAAUUAGCCAACUGUGUAUUUCACAUAAUGGGUAAAAAUGGGAGUAUAUGCAUGUCAACCCCAAUACAUGUUCAUGCCAUCGUCACCAACUGCAUUACACUUCAAAACGGCUUCAACUACCACCACCGAUUUCUAUAUGGCUAGUUAUGCUACCUGCUUAUGCGAAUGGGGUGUUAGCACUUAGCAGCCAUGUUUUAUAAAGGUGAAAAGGGAUAACUUCUAAAUAUAAUGCAGCGAAAACAGCCAAAUAUAUCCAAAUGGGAUUUUAGUAACCACGUUGUGGGCCGGCCGGUUAGAACACAUACAUCAUGACUGAUUUUUACAAAUAUCCACAUUGUUAGACCAUAUGUUUUGAUUGGCCACCAAUGAGGGCUUCCUUUACACUUUGCUCACGGUCUGCAUUCCAUUGACCUCUAUACGACAUGUAUUGCUUCAUUCAGGUAGUAGUAUGCGAUGUGUGGAUAUUUGGAAUUAGAGGUCUUCAACGUGUCCAAAAAGUUGGACCCCGUUCCGAAAUGGUUCCGUGGCUUUCCCACCCCACCAGCUAUGCGUACAUAGCUCGUAACCGACUUCAGUGGCCAAAUGCUCACCUUCGAUGGCCACUGGCAUGCUGGAGAAGUGUGCUCUUCACGGAUGCGUGUAUGGCGUCGUGUGGGUUAGCGGUUUGCUGAUGUCAACGUUGUGAACAGAGUAUCCCAUGGUUACUGUGGGGUUAUGGUAUGGGCAGGCAUAAGCUACGGACAACAAACACAAUUGCAUUUUAUCGAUGGCCAUUUGAAUGCAGAGAUACCGUGACGAGAUCCUGAGGCCCAUUGACGUGCCAUUCAUCCGCCGCCAUCACCUCAUGUUUUAGCAUGAUAAUGCCCGCCCCCAUGUCACAAGGAUCUGUACACAAUUCCUGGAAGUUGAAAAUGUCCCAGUUCUUCCAUGGCCUGCAUACUCACCAGACAUGUCACCCAUAGAGCAUGUUUGGGAUGCUCUGGAUCGACGUGUACGACAACGCGUUCCAGUUCCCGCCAAUAUCCAGCAACUUCUGUCUAGUUCCUCGUUUAGAUCUCUUGGAGACAGAGUGCUGAGGAAAUGUAUCCAAAAGGACUCGUCUCAGGAGGAAAUUGACAAUAUCGCCCUGGCCUUGCUCCAGCGUAGCUCUGGUCUGGCCCUGGCUUUGCUCCAGCGUAGCUCUGGUCUGGCCCUGGCAUUGCUCCAGCGUAGCUCUGGUCUGGCCCCAAGCUGAGGAGUCUGCUGAGAAGAUGAUGACACAACGGCCUGCAGAAAUCACACUACUCCUCAGCAAAAACCUGAUCUGAUCCUCCCUGGCCUCCCAUAGCCCAAGGCUGUGUGUUCUGUGUUAUAACAGUGCUUAUUUCUUGUAUGUUGGAGAACAUCACCCACUUCUUUGCCAUAUUCCUGUGAAUAUGGUUUACUGAGUUUAUUUGGUGGCUUUUUUUUAUCACACAGCCACAGACCACAUUCAAAACCCUCAGGCACACUGCAUAAACGGUGUUGUUAUCAUUGAUGAACAGUGCCCCUGACUGUGCUCGCUGUGCACCAGUCACACAGAUGGUGCACGUGUAGAUCUAAUGAUCUGUGCUGGCGUCUUUAGUUUAGGAUUGUUGUUUGCUGACCACUCGUGAUAUCCAAUUCCCUCUCCGGAGACCUCACCUUUAUCAAUGUGCCUGCCUUGUGCAACGAGGACUGGAGAAAGUUGUUUUUGCCAAAGUGAUGUUGGAACUAUUCCAUUCAGAUUUACAGCAGAAAAUUACCUCAGUCGGUGCUCUCCAGAGCACCGGCCCUAUAGGAAGAGGUCAGGAUGUUUGUGAGGGAGGGAGGGAGGGAAAAGGAGCCCUUGGAGGGGGCUCUCCACUCUGUAUGGGUUUCUUCUGUUCCAGCGAGCCUGCAGGUCCAGACUCGCCCGACAGAGCCGGGGAGAGAAUGAAGAGACAAUUAAACACUAACCCUGUUGUUAUCCGUCAUCAGUACUCCUGUUGAGACACAGGGCCAAGUUACACAGGGCCAAGUUGGCCUCCAGGCCUGUAUUAUUCAGUUUACCUUGAUGAUUGACGCUGUUUUAAUGUAUUUUUUACCUGCUUCUCUCCUCUGUUUCUCUGUCCCUGAAGCUAUCAAUGCUUAUAUAGCGCCCUUCUCUCUUUACCGUGUGUUGAAGCUGUUUUGUCAGAAUAGCUCUGUCAUUGUCCCGUGAUUUUGUUUUUAGGUUGGCUGUCAUCAGCAUAGCAAUGGUAGGCGAGACUGUGAGGAUAUGACCACAGUUAGUGACGAGAGGACCUAGAACCGAGCCCUGGGGGACACCAGGAGAGGACCUAGUACCAAGCCCUGAUGGACACCAGGAGAGGACCUAGUACCGAUCCCUGGGGGACACCAGUAGUGAGACAUUAAAGAAUACCUAGAAACAAGCCUUGGGGGACACCAGUAGUGAGACAUUAAAGAAUACCUAGUACCGAGCCCUGGGGGACACCAGUAGUGAGACAUUAAAGAAUACCUAGAAACAAGCCUUGGGGGACACCAGUAGUGAGACAUUAAAGAAUACCUAGAAACAAGCCUUGGGGGACACCAGUAGUGAGACAUUAAAGAAUACCUAGAAACAAGCCCUGGGGGAUACCAGUAGUGAGACAUUAAAGAAUACCUAGAAACAAGCCCUGGGGGAUACCAGUAGUGAGACAUUAAAGAAUACCUAGAAACAAGCCUUGGGGGACACCAGUAGUGAGACAUUAAAGAAUACCUAGAAACAAGCCUUGGGGGACACCAGUAGUGAGACAUUAAAGAAUACCUAGAAACAAGCCUUGGGGGACACCAGUAGUGAGACAUUAAAGAAUACCUAGAAACAAGCCCUGGGGGAUACCAGUAGUGAGACAUUAAAGAAUACCUAGAAACAAGCCUUGGGGGACACCAGUAGUGAGACAUUAAAGAAUACCUAGAAACAAGCCUUGGGGGACACCAGUAGUGAGACAUUAAAGAAUACCUAGAAACAAGCCCUGGGGGACACCAGUAGUGAGAACAGGAGAGGACCUAGUACCGAUCCCUGGGGGACACCAGUAGUGAGAACAGGAGAGGACCUAGUACCGAGCCCUGGGGGACACCAGUAGUGAGAACAGGAGAGGACCUAGUACCGAUCCCUGAUGGACACCAGUAGUGAGAACAGGAGAGGACCUAGUACCGAUCCCUGGGGGACACCAGUAGUGAGAACAGGAGAGGACCUAGUACCGAUCCCUGAGGGACACCAGUAGUGAGAACAGGAGAGGACCUAGUACCGAUCCCUGAGGGACACCAGUAGUGAGAACAGGAGAGGACCUAGUACCGAUCCCUGGGGGACACCAGUAGUGAGAACAGGAGAGGACCUAGUACCGAUCCCUGGGGGACACCAGUAGUGAGAACAGGAGAGGACCUAGUACCGAGCCCUGGGGGACACCAGUAGUGAGAACAGGAGAGGACCUAGUACCGAUCCCUGAGGGACACCAGUAGUGAGAACAGGAGAGGACCUAGUACAGAACCCUGGGGGACACCAGUAGUGAGAACAGGAGAGGACCUAGUACCGAUCCCUGAGGGACACCAGUAGUGAGAACAGGAGAGGACCUAGUACAGAACCCUGGGGGAUACCAGUAGUGAGAACAGGAGAGGACCUAGUACCGAGCCCUGGGGGACACCAGGAGAGGACCUAGUACCGAGCCCUGAGGGAUAUGAGUUUUACAGAGCCCUGAAAUGCUGUUCAUUGGGGUUCUAUGUCAUUUUUAUGUUUUCCAAUGAGUGAUGAAGGAAUUAACAAAAGCCCACCCUCUGUCAGCCAGUGUGUGUGAGGUGACGUUUCACUGUCAGUCUGUCAAUGAGACGCGCCUGCCUCUGCCCUUGUACUUUCCUUUUAAUAAAAUCUGUGCUCUUCUUUCACAGGAACGUUUGGCCGCAUCUUCCACGGUGUUCUAUUGGACGAGAAGGACCCGACCAAGGAGAAGCAGUGCUUUGUGAAGACUGUGAAAGGUACGCAGUCGUCCAUUCCCUCAUCACUGCCUGCAACCCAUUCAGUCCCAUGUCACUGCUUCAGCUAUUGCGCUCUAGUGUAACAAACAAUGUUUUCCAUCCGUAAAUUGAAACAUUAUGCUGUAAAGGUUGUUUUAACGUUUUCCCCGUCUCCCUUUCAUGGGUAACUUAACGUGUGUUUAAAAAAAUAAAGGGCUUGGCAAACAGUGUUAUGGCAGGUGCCAGGAUGGCAUGUCCCUGAGUAAACUGAGUACCACCUGAUCUGUUUCCAGGAAGUUGCUAUGUCUGUUUCAUCUCUAUGCUCCUGCUGCAGACAGAGAAAGCCCUCGGUUCACAAAUGCCACUGUUAAAGGGCUGACCGAAAGUUAAAGCCGGUGUCAAUUGUACCAUGGUCAGAAAAUGAAUGGUACACAACACAAGAAUAGAGUUCAUCUGUCUUUGGAUGCUAAACCUUUCAAGAACCUUUUCAACAGUGUUAUUGACAUAUUAAAGCGUCACAAGACCCUAUCAUUGUUAAUGUGUAUACUGUGUAUUGCUGCUAUCUGCGUGGCUGUGAUGAAUUUCCCACCAGUUUGAAUAAACAGAUAUCCAUUUAUCUUAUUAGGUUUCCUGUGCAUAUGAAAACAAUUGUUAGCAGGGCUGUUAGCCUACGGAUUAGACCAUAAUGUUAACCUAAGGUUAUGGGUUUGGGUUAAAUGGACUUAGGCAACCUCUGACCACUUGACUUCGAUCUCGUCAGGUGGAAGGGUACCCGUAGGUUACCACCCCCACAGCAUAUGGCUCUCCUUCCCGCAGGCGUUCUCAGGUUCAUGUCUCCCUUUCCAGCUGACCUUUGCCCUCUAGCUCCUCUAGACACUUCCAUGUUUAUCCAGGGUGGGGUGGGUACCAAACCAUGAACAAUGUGCCCACAACCAUGCCAACCAUACCAGGGUCCUGCUUUGUUCAUCGUUCCACUUCCUCCUCCUCUUCCUCCCAGCAGGCCCCGAGGGCAGGAAACAUGCCUGCUUCCCAGAAGGCCUCUCUCUCACUCCCAGAUUAAACACGGGCCCUCUGCAGACCUGGGUUCAAAUAGUUUAUGAAAUCACUUCAAGAACUUUAUCUGGGUUUUGAUUGAGUUUGGCAAAAAAAGAAUCAAUAGAAUAGUCGCACGAGUGCAAACCCCGCUGACACUCCAGGAAGACUAGAGCAAACGCCCAAUAAUUUGAAUGAUUUUAAAUAGUAAUAGAACCCAGUUCUGGGCCUCUGUGUGGCUUGGCUUGGCAAGAGUCAAUCUAGCGUCUGUUUCUCCAAACCAGAGAAGAUAUAACUCUCACAGGAAGCCCUGACUGGUGGGGCUGUUCUCAGAGAAUAGAAUGGUGUGAGGUCAAGAGGGUUGUUAGACUGUUAGAUGACCUUUUUUAGACUAUUUCCCCCCCCCCCCCCCAGUUAGUCAUGAGGAAUGUUCAUGGCUCAGCUUGUUCAAGAAGGGUUAGCAUACAGCCAAGCAGUCGUAGCAUACAGCCAAGCAGUCGUAGCAUACAGCCAAGCAGUCGUCUACUGACUGGUGUUUUGGGGUUGUGUUCCAAAACUUAAGUUGGGUGUUCAUCAAGACUGCACUAAUAUAUCCCCUGAUUUUCUAGACUAAACCUGAGUCUCUUGUCUUGUCUUCUCUCCUUCCUUCUUGAUUUCUCUCUUUUGCUCUUUCGCCUCUUCUCUCAUUCUGUAGACCAGGCCUCUGAGGUGCAGGUGACCAUGAUGCUGACAGAAAGCUGUAAACUACGAGGACUUCAUCACAGGUAAAUCAGUCAAUCAAAUCACCAGAGGUACGUCACAACCAGCUGAACCGAGAUCAGACAGAUCUGUUUUUUAAUUCUGCGGGUUAGUCAGUAAGUCAAAGGGCUAGCCUCUGGCGUCCUUGUUUAUUUCCACAUGGCAUCGACAUGACGAGACACAUAUAUAUACACAACUCAGACUGACUGAGCUGUCUGCUCAGCAAUAACUCAUCAUCCCACACAUUCAUUCUAAUUCUAUGGUCGUAACAACAGAAUGUCCCUGAACUGGAAACCUGUUGAAAGAGUCACCUUGCACAACUAGAUGCCAACUAGAUUUCCGUACACUAAAGAUUACAUGUUAUAAAACGGGUGGUUUGGAUCCUGGAUGUCAAUUGGCACAAUUGAGUUUAUUUAUAAUUGUAAGUAGUCCAACCUGAUCCCCCAGAGAACAGCACUUAAAAGCAUUUAUUAAAACACUUGUUUCCAAAGUGGUCCUCAAACAGCAUUCCAGCCGUGACGAUAUUUACAUUUUAGUAAUUUAGCAGACGCUCUUAUCCAGAGCGACUUAGUUAGUGAGUGCAUAAAUUUUUCACCACAUUUUUAUUUAUUUGCUACACGUAUAUACCACGAUAUAUUACCCCAAACUCACACUGUCAUAAUAACACGAGCUCCCUUGAACUAGGCACUACCUUGGAAACUUGUUGAAAGGGUCCCAGCACCACCCUGUUUAGCUUCCCACAUUAAAAGAUUACACACUGUUGUCUUAGGUUGUUCCUCAUUCUGCGUGAACCCUUGAACUGUCCGCUAUGCUAGGGCCAUGUGUUGUGCGCAAUCAUGUGACACAGCAAUAUUUGAUCCUGUGUUUUGAAGCUGUAUCCAGAAAAGAGAAUUCCACCUAAAAAAUGAAAGCAGUUGUCUAAGGACGGAGCUGGACCAUCUGACAUGAGAAGAAAAAGGGGACGGUCUGAUGAAAAAGCUUUUAAAUAAAGGUUAAAAUCCAGGCGUGUGACAUGACUGGCCAAAACACAGGACCCUAGUUAUGACUGGAACGUCAGCCUGUUGCAUUGUUGGUCCUGAUUCAAGGCUGCUGCAGUCUGACACUUCCCCAAAACACCUCUGAGCAUUGGACUGCUUGUCCUGCCGUACGUGUGUUGUGUGUGCAAGAUAUUGGGUCUGUGCGUGUGUGUGUGCACUGGGUGAUUAUGUGGAAGCCGUGUAAGUUCGUCACGGCUGGGCCCACACCUUCCUCUUCCCCUUCCUGAGGUCAGGCUGUCACAGUGAGAGACGACUCUCCUUUCAUCUGCUCUCCGAGACGCAUCCUCCUCCGUCUGUCUGGCAGCCACUAAUGUCCCGUCAGCCAACACCGAAACCAAUUUUCCCAGAACUCCCUCCUGUGUGACACAUUGUCACGCAAUGGGCUUGACUGGUUUUAACAUCUCACCAAUCUUCAACAAAAUAUAUGCCCAUUCAGUGGAGUUGGUUUCACCCCUGCUGAGACACAGGAUUAGUAAUAUUUUCCAUUGGUCUAAGUAGAGAUGUAAUACUCAUUAAUACUCCACGCGUUAUUCGUUUUUGUGUCUGUGUGUGUUGGGGAAGGCAGAAGACACAUCUAACCCAAAGGACAAUAAAGUAUCUAUAUUGCUAGAUAUAUUACUGGCAUCUCUUGCGAAAUAUAUUUUUAUCCCAGUGAGACACACCUGGAUAAAUAAAGUUGAGCUCUUUCUCAAAGCUCCUGAUCGGGAUCACGUUCUGUGCGGGUUAUUUUACACUCCAUAGCUACUGCUCCCACUCCACCUCCCAUGUGUUAUUAUACACUCCAUAGAUACUGCUCCCACUCCACCUCCCAUGUGUUAUUAUACACUCCAUAGAUACUGCUCCCACUCCACCUCCCAUGUGUUAUUAUACACUCCAUAGAUACUGCUCCCACUCCACCUCCCAUGUGUUAUUUUACACUCCAUAGAUACUGCUCCCACUCCACCUCCCAUGUGUUAUUAUACACUCCAUAGAUACUGCUCCCACUCCACCUCCCAUGUGUUAUUAUACACUCCAUAGAUACUGCUCCCACUCCACCUCCCAUGUGUUAUUAUACACUCCAUAGAUACUGCUCCCACUCCACCUCCCAUGUGUUAUUAUACACUCCAUAGAUACUGCUCCCACUCCACCUCCCAUGUGUUAUUAUACACUCCAUAGAUACUGCUCCCACUCCACCUCCCAUGUGUUAUUUUACACUACAUAGAUACUGCUCCCACGUGUUAUUAUACACUCCAUAGAUACUGCUCCCACUCCACCUCCCAUGUGUUAUUUUACACUCAUUUACAUUUACAUUUUAGUCAUUUAGCAGACGCUCUUAUCCAGAGCGACUUACAGGAGCAAUUAGGGUUAAGUGCCUUGCUUAAGGGCACAUCGACAGAUUUUUCACAUAGUCGGCUCGGGGAUUAGAACCAGCGACCUUUCGGUUACUGGCACAACGCUCUUACCCACUAAGCUACCUGCCGCCCAGAAAUUUACACUCCAUAGCUACUGCUCCCACUCCACCUCCCAUGUGUUAUUUUACACUCCAUAGAUACUGCUCCCACUCCACCUCCCAUGUGUUAUUAUACACUCCAUAGAUACUGCUCCCACUCCACCUCCCAUGUGUUAUUAUACACUCCAUAGAUACUGCUCCCACUCCACCUCCCAUGUGUUAUUAUACACUCCAUAGAUACUGCUCCCACUCCACCUCCCAUGUGUUAUUAUACACUAUAUAGCUACUGUUCCCACUCCACCUCCCAUAUGUUAUUAUACACUCCAUAGAUACUGCUCCCACUCCACCUCCCAUGUGUUAUUAUACACUCCAUAGAUACUGCUCCCACGCCACCUCCCAUGUGUUAUUAUACACUCCAUAGCUACUGCUCCCACUCCACCUCCCAUGUGUUAUUAUACACUCCAUAGAUACUGCUCCCACUCCACCUCCCAUGUGUUAUUAUACACUCCAUAGAUACUGCUCCCACUCCACCUCCCAUGUGUUAUUUUACACUCCAUAGAUACUGCUCCCACUCCACCUCCCAUGUGUUAUUAUACACUCCAUAGAUACUGCUCCCACUCCACCUCCCAUGUGUUAUUAUACACUCCAUAGAUACUGCUCCCACUCCACCUCCCAUGUGUUAUUAUACACUCCAUAGAUACUGCUCCCACUCCACCUCCCAUGUGUUAUUUUACACUACAUAGAUACUGCUCCCACGUGUUAUUAUACACUCCAUAGAUACUGCUCCCACUCCACCUCCCAUGUGUUAUUUUACACUCCAUAGCUACUGCUCCCACUCCACCUCCCAUGUGUUAUUAUACACUAUAUAGAUACUGUUCCCACUCCACCUCCCAUAUGUUAUUAUACACUCCAUAGAUACUGCUCCCACUCCACCUCCCAUGUGUUAUUAUACACUCCAUAGAUACUGCUCCCACUCCACCUCCCAUGUGUUAUUUUACACUCCAUAGCUACUGCUCCCACUCCACCUCCCAUGUGUUAUUAUACACUCCAUAGAUACUGCUCCCACUCCACCUCCCAUGUGUUAUUAUACGCUCCAUUGAUACUGCUCCCACUCCACCUCCCAUGUGUUAUUAUACACUCCAUAGAUACUGCUCCCACUCCACCUCCCAUGUGUUAUUAUACACUCCAUAGAUACUGCUCCCACUCCACCUCCCAUGUGUUAUUAUACACUCCAUAGAUACUGCUCCCACUCCACCUCCCAUGUGUUAUUAUACACUCCAUAGAUACUGCUCCCACUCCACCUCCCAUGUGUUAUUAUACACUCCAUAGAUACUGCUCCCACUCCACCUCCCAUGUGUUAUUAUACACUCCAUAGAUACUGCUCCCACUCCACCUCCCAUGUGUUAUUUUACACUACAUAGAUACUGCUCCCACGUGUUAUUAUACACUCCAUAGAUACUGCUCCCACUCCACCUCCCAUGUGUUAUUAUACACUCCAUAGAUACUGCUCCCACUCCACCUCCCAUGUGUUAUUAUACACUCCAUAGAUACUGCUCCCACUCCACCUCCCAUGUGUUAUUAUACACUCCAUAGAUACUGCUCCCACUCCACCUCCCAUGUGUUAUUAUACACUCCAUAGAUACUGCUCCCACUCCACCUCCCAUGUGUUAUUAUACACUCCAUAGAUACUGCUCCCACUCCACCUCCCAUGUGUUAUUAUACACUCCAUAGAUACUGCUCCCACUCCACCUCCCAUGUGUUAUUAUACACUCCAUAGAUACUGCUCCCACUCCACCUCCCAUGUGUUAUUAUACACUCCAUAGAUACUGCUCCCACUCCACCUCCCAUGUGUUUAUUAUACACUCCAUAGAUACUGCUCCCACUCCACCUCCCAUGUGUUACUAUACACUCCAUAGAUACUGCUCCCACUCCACCUCCCAUGUGUUAUUAUACACUCCAUAGAUACUGCUCCCACUCCACCUCCCAUGUGUUAUUUUACACUCCAUAGAUACUGCUCCCACUCCACCUCCCCGGCGAUAUCGCACUUCCGCAUCUGCGGUGAAAGGUGACAGAGCUAUAGCGGGUGUUUGUCGGACCAUGAGACAUCCCGAAAAUCGGUCUUCUCACAGAAAACCUACAAACUAUUAUGACAACUCUGUGGAAAGAUGAGACUCUCAUGAACACGAUGACCCUCACAAGCGUCUUGGUGCAGCCGACCUGCCAACUUCUGUCUGUAGCGUCCGAACCGUUUGGGCUACACACUAAUAUGACCGCUCUGUGGAAACGUGAGCCUACCACGAACACGUAGAUGUGGGUUGUUUUGCUGUAUGACUCCCACAGGCCUCACAAGACUCAUCUCAUCUUGAGAAAAUUAAUGGAAGGACAGUAUACAGUUGAAGUCUGAAGUUUACAUACACCUUAGCCAAAUACAUUUAAACUCAGUUUUUCACAAUUCCUGACAUUUUAUCCUAGUAAAAAUUCCCUGUCUUAGGUCAGUUAGGAUCACCACUUUAUUUUAAGAAUGUGAAAUGUCAGAAUAAUAGUAGAGAGAAUUAUGAUUUAUGAUUAAUGAUUUAUUUCAGCUUUUAUUUCUUUCAUCACAUUCCCAGUGGAUCAGAAGUUUACAUACACUCAAUUAGUAUUUGGUAGCAUUGCCUUUACAUUUUUUAACUUGGGUCAAACGUUUCGGGUAGUCUUCCACAAGCUUCCCACAAUAAAUUGGGUGAAUUUUGUCCCAUUCCUCCUGACAGAGCUGGUGUAACUGAGUCAGGUUUGUAGGCCUCCUUGCUCGCACACGCUUUUUCAGUUCUGCCCACAAAUUUUCUAUAGGAUUGAGGUCAGGGCUUUGUGAUGGCCACUCCAAUACCUUGACUUUGUUAUCCAUAAGCCAUUUUGCCACAACUUUGGAAGUAUGCUCGGGGUCAUUGUCCAUUUGGAAGACCCAUUUGCGACCAAGCUUUAACUUCCUGACUGAUGUCUUGAGAUGUUGCUUCAAUAUAUCCACAUAAUUUUCCUUCCUCAUGAUGCAAAAACGAGUUUUAAUGACUCCAACCUAAGUGUAUGUAAACUUCCGACUUCAACUGUACAUAUACAUACAGUGAGGGGGAAAAAGUAUUUGAUCCCCUGCUGAUUUUGUAUGUUUGCCCACUGACAAAGACAUGAUCAGUCUAUAAUUUUAAUGGUAGGUUUAUUUGAACAGUGAGAGGCAGAAUAACAACAAAAAAAUCCAGAAAAGCGUAUGUCAAAAAUUUUAUAAAUUGAUUUGCAUUUUAAUGAGGGAAAUAAGUAUUUGACCCCUCUGCAAAAAUGACUUAGUACUUGGUGGCGAAACCCUUGUUGGCAAUCAGAGGUCAGACCUUUCUUGCAGUUGGCCACCAGGUUUGCACACAUCUCAGGAGGGAUUUUGUCCCACUCCUCUUUGCAGAUCUUCUCCAAGUCAUUAAGGUUUCGAGCCUGACGUUUGGCAACUCGAACCUUCAGCUCCCUCCACAGAUUUUCUAUGGGAUUAAGGUCUGGAGACUGGCUAGGCCAUUCCAGUACCUUAAUGUGCUUCUUCUUGAGCCACUCCUUUGUUGCCUUGGCCGUGUGUUUUGGGUCAUUGUCAUGCUGGAAUACCCAUCCACGACCCAUUUUCAAUGCCCUGGCUGAGGGAAGGAGGUUCUCACCCAAGAUUUGACGGUACAUGGCCCCGUCCAUCGUCCCUUUGAUGCGGUGAAGUUGUCCUGUCCCCUUAGCAGAAAAACACCCCCAAAGCAUAUUGUUUCCACCUCCAUGUUUGACGGUGGGGAUGGUGUUCUUGGGGUCAUAGGCAGCAUUCCUCUUCCUCCAAACACGGCAAGUUGAGUUGAUGCCAAAGAGCUAGAUUUUGGUCUCAUCUAACCACAACACUUUCACCCAGUUCUCCUCUGAAUCGUUCAGAUGUUCAUUGGCAAACUUCAGACGGGCCUGUAUAUGUGCUUUCUUGAGCAGGGGGACCUUGCGGGCGCUGCAGGAUUUCAGUCCUUCACGGCGUAGUGUGUUACCAAUUGUUUUCUUGGUGACUAUGGUCCCAGCUGCUUUGAGAUCAUUGACAAGAUCCUCACGUAUAGUUCUGGGCUGAUUCCUCACCGUUCUCAUGAUCAUUGCAACUCCACGAGGUGAGACCUUGCAUGGAGCCCCAGGCCGAGGGAGAUUGACAGUUAUUUGUGUUUCUUUCAUUUGCGAAUAAUCACACCAACUGUUUUCACCUUCUCACCAAGCUGCUUGGCGAUGGUCUUGUAGCCCAUUCCAGCCUUGUGUAGGUCAACAAUCUUGUCCCUGACAUCCUUGGAGAGCUCUUUGGUCUUGGCCAUGGUGGAGAGUUUGGAAUCUGAUUGAUUGAUUGCUUCUGUGGACAGGUGUCUUUUAUACAGGUAACAAACUGAGAUUAGGAGCACACCUGAGAUUAGGAGCACUCCAUUUAAGAGUGUGCUCCUAAUCUCAGCUUGUUACCUGUAUAAAAGAAACCUGACCAAUCUUUCUGAUUGAGAGGGUGUCAAAUACUUUUUUCCCUCAUUAAAAUGCAAAUCAAGUUAUAACAUAUUUAACAUGCGUUUUUCUGGAUUUUUUUGUUGUUAUUCUGUCUCACACUGUUCAAAUAAACCUACCAUUAAAAUUAUAGACUGAUCAUUUCUUUGUCAGUGGGCAAACGUACAGUGGGGGAAAAAAGUAUUUAGUCAGCCACCAAUUGUGCAAGUUCUCCCACUUAAAAAGAUGAGAGAGGCCUGUAAUUUUCAUCAUAGGUACACGUCAACUAUGACAGACAAAUUGAGAAAAAAAUAUCCAGGAAAUCACAUUGUAGGAUUUUUUAUGAAUUUAUUUGCAAAUUUAAGUAUUUGGUCACCUACAAACAAGCAAGAUGUCUGGCUCUCACAGACCUGUAACUUCUUCUUUAAGAGGCUCCUCUGUCCUCCACUCGUUACCUGUAUUAAUGGCACCUGUUUGAACUUGUUAUCAGAUUAAAAGACACCUGUCCACAACCUCAAACAGUCACACUCCAAACUCCACUAUGGCCAAGACCAAAGAGCUGUCAAAGGACACCAGAAACAAAAUUGUAGACCUGCACCAGGCUGGGAAGACUGAAUCUGCAAUAGGUAAGCAGCUUGGUUUGAAGAAAUCAACUGUGGGAGCAAUUAUUAGGAAAUGGAAGACAUACAAGACCACUGAUAAUCUCCCUCGAUCUGGGGCUCCACGCAAGAUCUCACCCCGUUGGGUCAAAAUGAUCACAAGAACAGUGAGCAAAAAUCCCAGAACCACACGGGGGGACCUAGUGAAUGACCUGCAGAGAGCUGGGACCAAAGUAACAAAGCCUACCAUCAGUAACACACUACGCCGCCAGGGACUCAAAUCCUGCAGUGCCAGACGUGUCCCCCUGCUUAAGCCAGUACAUGUCCAGGCCCGUCUGAAGUUUGCUAGAGUGCAUUUGGAUGAUCCAGAAGAGGAUUGGGAGAAUGUCAUAUGGUCAGAUGAAACCAAAAUAGAACUUUUUGGUAAAAACUCAACUCGUCCUGUUUGGAGGACAAAGAAUGCUGAGUUGCAUCCAAAGAACACCAUACCUACUGUGAAGCAUGGAGGUGGAAACAUCAUGCUUUGGGGCUGUUUUUCUGCAAAGGGACCAGGACGACUGAUCCGUGUAAAGGAAAGAAUGAAUGGGGCCAUGUAUCGUGAGAUUUUGAGUGAAAACCUCCUUCCAUCAGCAAGGGCAUUGAAGAUGAAACGUGGCUGGGUCUUACAGCAUGACAAUGAUCCCAAACACACCGCCCGGGCAACGAAGGAGUGGCUUCGUAAGAAGCAUUUCAAGGUCCUGGAGUGGCCUAGCCAGUCUCCAGAUCUCAACCCCAUAGAAAAUCUUUGGAGGGAGUUGAAAGUCUGUGUUGCCCAGCGACAGCCCCAAAACAUCACUGCUCUAGAGGAGAUCUGCAUGGAGGAAUGGGCCAAAAUACCAAUAACGACUUACAGAAAAUAUUUGACCUGUGUCAUUGCCAACAUAGGGUAUAUAACAAAGUGUUGAGAAACUUUUGUUAUUGACCAAAUACUUAUUUUCCACCAUAAUUUGCAAAUAAAUUCAUGAAAAAUCCUACAAUGUGAUUUUCUGGAUUUUUUUUCUCAUUUUGUCUGUCAUAGUUGACGUGUACCUAUGAUGAAAAUUACAGGCCUCUCAUCUUUCUAAGUGGGAUAACUUGCACAAUUGGUGGCUGAAACUUGCACAAUUGGUGGCUGACUAAAUACUUUUUCCCCCCACUGUACAAAAUCAGCUGGGGAUCAAAUACUUUUUUCCCUCACUGUACAUACAUAUACACAUACAUACAUAUAAAUACAUAUACAUACAUAUAUACAUAUCCUUUAAAAAUAUAUAUUUCCCAUUAUCAUUUUGACCUAAGUGUAUGUAAACUUCCGACUUCAACUGUAUAUGGAGACUGUUUAGUGCCAAAAAUAAGGGGUUAAAUACAUGGGGGGGGACAUCCUGAUAUUUAUUAUCUCAGAUAUAGGACAGACACUUUAGAACAAACUUUCAUUUUAUUAUUUUUGGGACUCUGUUCCAUGCAGUGAAUCUGUAAUUCAACGCGUUUGAAUGGGCUAAUAGCAUUAAGGCCAAAUAUAUAUACUUCAAAAUUUAAAAUCAAAUAGCUAAGUCAUCCUUGGCAUGACCUUCUUAAAACAAUUCCAUAUAGCUUAGUAGAACCCCCUCCCCGGCUUCGACUGUAGAGGGUUAAUAUUCUACUGAAGCUUGGAAUGCAAUAGUUGGAACAUUUCUUUUGAACAUGUCCUUUGUGUACAACAUGAAGUUGGUUUGUUCAUCAGGGAAGCGGCAGCGGAGCACAGAGCAUCCUCUAGGUUGGCAGCGGAACAAAGAGCAUCCGCUAGGUGUAAAAUCUCUUCAGCCACGGCAAAACGGGUUUCCAGAACAUCCGUAACCUCAGCCACUCCGAAUAAAGUUUCCAUACGUAUUUCAGAUGUGUUCUCUCCUUUCCCCCGAACACAGAUGAUAUGUCCUCCAGUACCCCCAGCAGUACAUAUUUAUGUUGUGGUCCCGGACAAGCACACCUGAUUCUACUUGUCAACUAAUCUUCAAGCCCUUGACAAGUUGAAUCAUGUGUUUUUGUCCAGGGUUACAACAAAAUGUGUGCUGUUAGGGGUACUUGAGGACCCAGAGUUGGGAAACACUGGGCUAACUGAUGUGUGCAGUAUGUUUACCCUUGUGUUUCUCUCUGUCCUCCAGGAACCUGCUCCCCAUCAGUCACGUGUGUACAGAGGAAGGAGAGAAGCCCAUGGUACUGCUGCCCUAUAUGAACUGGGGUAACCUCAAACUGUUCCUGAGACAGUGCAAGCUGGCCGAGGCCAACAACCCACAGGUGAGCCCCUAACCCUGGCUCCGGCCUACUGCCGUCCUACCGUUCUAUGGUUAUCCUACCAUUAUCCAAACCCUGGCUCCGGCCUACUGCCGUCCUACCGUUCUACUAUGGUUAUCCUACCAUUAUCCAAACCCUGGCUCCGGCCUACUGUCAUCCUACCGUUCUACUAUGGUUAUCCUACCAUUAUCCAAACCCUGGCUCCGGCCUACUGCCGUCCUACCGUUCUAUGGUUAUCCUACCAUUAUCCAAACCCUGGCUCCGGCCUACUGCCGUCCUACCGUUCUACUAUGGUUAUCCUACCAUUAUCCAAACCCUGGCUCCGGCCUACUGUCAUCCUACCGUUCUACUAUGGUUAUCCUACCAUUAUCCAAACCCUGGCUCCGGCCUACUGUCAUCCUACCGUUCUACUAUGGUUAUCCUACCAUUAUCCAAACCCUGGCUCCGGCCUACUGCCGUCCUACCGUUCUAUGGUUAUCCUACCAUUAUCCAAACCCUGGCUCUGGCGUACUGUCGUCCUACCGUUCUAUGGUUAUCCUACCAUUAUCCAAACCCUGGCUCUGGCCUACUGUCGUCCUACCGUUCUAUGGUUAUCCUACCAUUAUCCAAACCCUGGCUCUGGCCUACUGUCGUCCUACCGUUCUAUGGUUAUCCUACCAUUAUCCAAACCCUGGCUCUGGCCUACUGUCGUCCUACCGUUCUAUGGUUAUCCUACUAUUAUCCAAACCCUGGCUCCGGCCUACUGUCAUCCUACCGUUCUACUAUGGUUAUCCUACCAUUAUCCAAACCCUGGCUCCGGCCUACUGCCGUCCUACCGUUCUAUGGUUAUCCUACCAUUAUCCAAACCCUGGCUCUGGCGUACUGUCGUCCUACCGUUCUAUGGUUAUCCUACCAUUAUCCAAACCCUGGCUCCGGCCUACUGUCAUCCUACCGUUCUAUGGUUAUCCUACCAUUAUCCAAACCCUGGCUGUGGCCUACUGUCGUCCUACCGUUCUAUGGUUAUCCUACCAUUAUCCAAACCCUGGCUCCGGCCUACUGUCAUCCUACGGUUAUCCUACCAUUAUCCAAACCCUGGCUCUGGCCUACUGUCGUCCUACCGUUCUAUGGUUAUCCUACUAUUAUCCAAACCCUGGCUCUGGCCUACUGUCGUCCUACGGUUAUCCUACCAUUAUCCAAACUCUGGCUCUGGCCUACUGCCAUCCUACCGUUCUAUGGUUAUCCUACCAUUAUUUUAAGAUCAGAUUAAGAUCACUUUAUUGGUCAACUGAAGGUCCAACUGAAAUGUGACUUCCGUUUUUAACUCAACCCCUCCGAAAUACACACAUACAUACAGGUUUUGGAGAGGUGCUGGGAUCACCCGGAAGCUUCUGUUGUGGGGAGUUAAGUACCUUGCUUAAGGGCACAACGGCAGGCAGUGGCAUCUAGAAUCUGAUACCAGCAACCCACCGCUUGCCAGCUUACUUCCAGACAGAUUUUUCCCCCGUCGGAACCGGGAUUCGAACUGUCAACCCUCUGGUUGCAGGCUAGCCUUUCUAACCGCUAGGCUACCUGCCACGCCUCAUCUUACCAUUGUCCUACCGUCGCCCUACCGUCGCCCUACCGUCAUACCACCGUCAUACUACCGUCCACAUAAAGUAUAUCUGCUCUGGCUUAGAUAUCAUAGUAGAACUGCAAUUUAGAAUUUUUGUCAUUGUCAUUCAUCAACAGAAUUGUGGGGGGCAUAACUUGAUACAGUUGAAUCAUGUUCAGGGCUCCAGACUGCGACCAUUUAGUCGCAUUUUGUGACCCUUUGAUUUGGCUGAGCGAAUAAAAAAUUUAACUGGUCACAUCGGUGCGAGCUGCACAUUCUACAUUAUCUUUUUUUUUAGGAGGCUAAAACCAUGAUUUGGUCCAACUGUAAAGUACAUUAUCCUCAUGAUUGCUGUAAUGAAAGUGUCUGUGAUUGUAGCCUACUACCGUUUCAUCUUCAAUGCCCUUGCUGAUGGAAGGAGGUUUUCAAUCAAAAUCUCACGAUACAUGGCCCCAUUCAUUCUUUCCUUUACACGGAUCAGUCUUCCUGGUCCCUUUGCAGAAAAACAGCCCCAAAGCAUGAUGUUUCCACCCCCAUGCUUUACAGUAGGUGUGGUGUUCUUUGGAUGCAACUCAGCAUUCUUUGUUCGGCUAUGAAAAGCCAACUGAGAGACCUGAGCCCUAGGACCAUACGUCGGGACCACCGGCCGUGGUGACUCCUUGCUGUCCCCAGUCCGCCUGGCCUUGCUGCUAUUCCAGUUUUAACUGUUCUGCCUGCGGUUAUGGAACCCCUACCUGUCCCAGACCUGCUGUUUUCAACUCUUAAUGAUCGGCUAUGAAAAGCCAACUGAGAUUUAUUCCUGAUUAUUAUUUGACCAUGCUUGUCACUUAUGAACAUUUUUGAACAUCUUGGCAUGGUUCUGUUAUAAUCUCCACCCGGCACAGCCAGAAGAGGACUGGCCACCCCUCAUAGCCUGGUUCCUCUCUAGGUUUCUUCCUAGGUUUUGGCCUUUCUAGGGAGUUUUUCCUAGCCACCGUGCUUCUACACCUGCAUUACUAGCUGUUUGGGGUUUUAGGCUGGGUUUCUGUACAGCACUUCGAGAUAUUAGCUAAUGUAUGAAGGGCUAUAUAAAAUAAAAUUGAUUGAUUGAUUGAUUUGUCCUCCAAACACGACGAGUUGAGUUUUUACCAAAAAGUUCUAUUUUGGUUUCAUCUGACCAUAUGACAUUCUCCCAAUCCUCUUCUGGAUCAUCCAAAUGCACUCUAGCAAACUUCAGACGGGCCUGGACAUGUACUGGCUUAAGCAGGGGGACACGUCUGGCACUGCAGGAUUUGAGUCCCUGGCGGCGUAGUGUGUUACUGAUGGUAGGCUUUGUUACUUUGGUCCCAGCUCUCUGCAGGUCAUUCACUAGGUCCACGCAAGAUAUCACCCCGUGGGGUCAAAAUGAUCACAAGAACGGUGAGCAAAAAUCCCAGAACCACACGGGGGGACCUAGUGAAUGACCUGCAGAGAGCUGGGACCAAAGUAACAAAGCCUACCAUCAGUAACACACUACGCCGCCAGGGACUCAAAUCCUGCAGUGCCAGACGUGUCCCCCUGCUUAAGCCAGUACAUGUCCAGGCCCGUCUGAAGUUUGCUAGAGUGCAUUUGGAUGAUCCAGAAGAGGAUUGGGAGAAUGUCAUAUCGUCAGAUGAAACCAAAAUAUAACUUUUUGGUAAAAACCCAACUCGUCGUGUUUGGAGGACAAAGAAUGCUGAGUUGCAUCCAAAGAACACCAUACCUACUGUGAAUUAUGGAGGUGGAAACAUCAUGCUUUGGGGCUGUUUUUCUGCAAAGGGACCAGGACGACUGAUCCGUGUAAAGGAAAGAAUGAAUGGGGCCAUGUAUCGUGAGAUUUUGAGUGAAAACCUCCUUCCAUCAGCAAGGGCAUUGAAGAUGAAACGUGGCUGGGUCUUUCAGCAUGACAAUGAUCCCAAACACACCGCCCGGGCAACGAAGGAGUGGCUUCGUAAGAAGCAUUUCAAGGUCCUGGAGUGGCCUAGCCAGUCUCCAGAUCUCAACCCCAUAGAAAAUCUUUGGAGGGAGUUGAAAGUCCGUGUUGCCCAGCGACAGCCCCAAAACAUCACUGCUCUAGAGGAGAUCUGCAUGGAGGAAUGGGCCAAAAUACCAAUAAACAGUAUGUGAAAACCUUGUGAAGACUUACAGAAAACGUUUGACCUGUGUCAUUGCCAACAUAGGGUAUAUAACAAAGUAUUGAGAAACUUUUGUUAUUGACCAAAUACUUAUUUUCCACCAUAAUUUGCAAAUAAAUUCAUAAAAAAUCCUACAAUGUGAUUUUCUGGAUUUUUUUUCCUCAAUUUGUCUGGCAUAGUUGACAUGUACCUAUGAUGAAAAUUACAGGCCUCUCUCAUCUUUUUAAGUGGGAGAACUUGCACAAUUGGUGGCUGACUAAAUACUUUUUUCCCCCACUGUAGUUAGCAACUUCCUUAAAACUGCACGCAGAGACAUUAAAAUGGUAUCCACGAGUUCUUCUGACUCUGGGGAAGUAGAAUUGCUAAGUACCCCUUUAAUCUGGAGCUUAAGGCAUAGACACUGUGUCCCAUUGUGCUUGGUACCCCCAGGGGUCCUUUGAUCCACUUGGCACGUAACGUAAAUCCAACCAAUCAAUCAGCCUUGAACCGAGACUCUCGAUUCUCACACGCACAUGCGCGCGCACACGCACGUUCCGAGAGGGAAAAGCCUUGUUGAAGGUGUAGCAGCAAAAACCUGCUGACUAAUUUUCCAUCACAAGACUAAGCUUGCUGCUCAAUAGCUGUGAAGAGAACUUCCUUUGUAUGUUUGGGAUAACACUCCACCACUUUGAAUCCCAUCCAUCCUCUCAAAAUAUACUUUUGCCCGAUUUGGUAGGGGACUGACAAAGACAUACUCAUAACAUUUCUUUCCUUGUGCUGUCGUAAAAUAAACAUGUAGACAUAAAUCAUCGGUGUAUCUUUAGAGGGAGACUGAGGCUACGUCCCAAAUGGCACCCUAUUCCCUAUAUAGUGCACUACUUUUGACCAGAGCGCUAUGGGGAAUUAGGUUGCCAUUUGGGAGACACCCUGAAGUGUCUGGAAAGCACGGAGAGAGCAUAGCAUUAUUCCGGUCUUUAGCAUAGCUUUAUUCCGGUCUUUAGCAUAGCAUUAUUCCGGUCUGAUGAGGGGGGAAAAAAACAAUUUAAUCAAUUUUCAAGUCUCAUAGCAAAGGGUCACAAUACGUAUGUAAGGCGCUUCAACAAAGUACUGAGUAAAGGGUCUGAAUACUUAUGUAAAUAAGGUAUUCUUUUUUUAAUUUUUAAACAUGUGCAAAAAUGUCCACCUGUUUUUGCUUUGUCAUUAUGUGGUAUUGUGUGUAGAUUGCUGAGGAUUUUUUUUUUACUUAAUCAUUUUUAGAAUAAGUCUGUAACGUAACAAAAUAUGGAAAAAGUCAAGGGGUCUGAAUACUUUCCGAAGGCACUGUAUAUAUGGUUCUGGGUUUAACCAAGCUAUAAUGUUGUACAUGUACAGUGAGGGAAAAAAAGUAUUUGAUCCCCUGCUGAUUUUGUACGUUUGCCCACUGACAAAGACAUGAUUAGUCUAUCAUUUUAAUGGUAGGUUUAUUUGAACAGUGAGAGACAGAAUAACAACAAAAAAAUCCAGAAAAACUAUGUUAUAAAAUGUUAUAAAUUGAUUUGCAUUUUAAUGAGGGAAAUAAGUAUUUGACCCCUCUGCAAAACAUGACUUAGUACUGGUGGCAAAACCCUUGUUGGCAAUCACAGAGGUCAGACGUUUCUUGUAGUUGGCCACCAGGUUUGCACACAUCUCAGGAGGGAUUUUGUCCCACUCCUCUUUGCAGAUCUUCUCCAAGUCAUGAAGGUUUCGAGCCUGACGUUUGGCAACUCGAACCAUCAGCUCCCUCCACAUAUUUUCUAUGGGAUUAAGGUCUGGAGACUGGCUAGGCCACUCCAGGACCUUAAUGUGCUUCUUCUUGAGCCACUCCUUUGUUGCCUUGGCCGUGUGUUUUGGGUCAUUGUCAUGCUGGAAUACCCAUCCACGACCCAUUUUCAAUGCCCUGGCUGAGGGAAGGAGGUUCUCACCCAAGAUUUUACGGUACAUGGCCCCGUCCAUAGUCCCUUUGAUGCGGUGAAGUUGUCCUGUACCCUUAGCAGAAAAUCACCCCCAAAGCAUAAUGUUUCCACCUCCAUGUUUGACGGUGGGGAUGGUGUUCUUGGGGUCAUAGGCAGCAUUCCUCCUCCUCCAAACACAGCGAGUUGAGUUGAUGCCAAAGAGCUCGAUUUUGGUCUCAUCUGACCACAACACUUUCACCCAGUUCUCCUCUGAAUCAUUCAGAUGUUCAUUGGCAAACUUCAGACGGCCCUGUAUAUGUGCUUUCUUGAGCAGGGGGACCUUGCGGGCGCUGCAGGAUUUCAGUCCUUCACGGCGUAGUGUGUUACCAAUUGUUUUCUUGGUGACUAUGGUCCCAACUGCCUUGAGAUCAUUGACGAGAUCAUUGACAAGAUCCUCCCGUGUAGUUCUGGGCUGGUUCUUCACCGUUCUCAUGGUCAUUGCAACUCCACGAGGUGAGAUGUUGCAUGGAGCCCCAGGCCGAGGGAGAUUGACAGUUCUUUUGUGUUUCUUCCAUUUGCGAAUAAUCGCACCAACUGUUUUCACCUUCUCACCAAGCUGCUUGGCGAUGGUCUUGUAGCCCAUUCCAGCCUUGUGUAGGUCUACAAUCUUGUCCCUGACAUCCUCGGAGAGCUCUUUGGUCUUGGCCAUGGUGGAGAGUUUGGAAUCUGAUUGAUUGCUUCUGUGGACAGGUGUCUUUUAUACAGGUAACAAGCUGAGAUUAGGAGCACUCCCUUUAAGAGUGUGCUCCUAAUCUCAGCUCGUUACCUGUAUAAAAGACACCUGGGAGCCAGAACUCUUUCUGAAAAUUAUAGACUGAUCAUUUCUUUGUCAGUGGGCAAACGUACAAAAUCAGCAGGGGAUCAAAUACUGUUUUCCCUCACUGUAUGUAUGUCUCUGGGUUUAAUCACGCUAUAAUGUUGCCUGGCGCUGAUGUCUUCUUUAACACAAAGGGUCCAAUUAAUACGAGUUGAGUCACGCUGACAGAUCAGGUCACAGAACAUUAAACAGCUGGAAAUCUCUUCCCUGUGCGUAUGCUUGCAUGUGUGUGCAUGCGUGUGCCUAUGACAGCUGUAAAUCUCUGCUGUGUCCAUCAGAGCCAGCCCCGGCACACAAUGCACCUCACCCCAGCAGUGUGUCUGACUCAGGCUGAGGUUGCAUCCCAAAUGGCACCCUUUUCCCUAUGUAGUGCACUACUUUUGACCAGUGCCCAUGGGGAAUGGGGUGCCAUUUGGGAUGCAGGGCAGGAUUACGUCAAAGCCGUGAUGUGGUGCAUCAGGAGCCCUCUUUCUUUCUUCUGGGGAAUUAGCUCUCACAGCAUGUCAUCCAUCCUCUUCAGCUCUCACAGCAUGUCAUCCGUCCUCUUCAGCUCACACAGCAUGUCAUCCGUCCUCUUCAGCUCACACAGCAUGUCAUCCGUCCUCUUCAGCUCACACAGCAUGUCAUCCGUCCUCUUCAGCUCACACAGCAUGUCAUCCGUCCUCUUCAGCUCACACAGCAUGUCAUCCGUCCUCUUCAGCUCACACAGCAUGUAAUCCGUCCUCUUCAGCUCACACAGCAUGUCAUCCGUCCUCUUCAGCUCACACAGCAUGUCAUCCGUCCUCUUCAGCUCACACAGCAUGUCAUCCGUCCUCUUCAGCUCACACAGCAUGUCAUCCGUCGGCUAGUUGUCUGUCACCUUUCCAGGUGAAACACAAUAUGUUUAUGUAAAUAGACACCGCUAGGCUAAGCUACAUUAAUUAGCAUCAUGACAUGCUGUUUAUGUGUACUCUGCUAGGCUAAGCCAUCCGAGCUAAUUGGACAGAUAACACGAUGGUAGUGAAGCAGGCUUAUGGUUCCUCCUGUCUCACUAGAUGAUCUUCUACUUUGGAUGUGUCCCACCUAGUAUCUACAUAGUGCACUGCUUUUUACCAGAGCCCUGUGGGCCUUUUGGUUUCUGUAUUAGUCAGGGGUCCUUCAGGCCUGUCUCUUGGGGCCCUCUUAAAAACAAAACAAAUAGCUUUUAUCCUAAACAGGCUAUAUGGCCCUCUGUCCUGUCUGUAAAACUUUAAUAGCUACAAGACUAGUUUCAUUCUUGUUAUACAGUAUUUUUCUUGUGGAAUCUGAAAAGUGCUUUAAAAAGCCUCCCAUAAUAAGUCCUACUACAGUGAUCUGAAAAGUGAUUGAAGCCAUUGUUAUUUUUUCUCAGAGUGGUGAAAUUGUAAACCUCACCAACCAGACUACUUCUCUGAAUAUCCACUUUCCACCACGCGCUCUCUCUCUCUCUCUCUCUCUCUCUCUCUCUCUCUCUCCUCUCUCUCUCUCUCUCCUCUCUCUCUCUCUCUCUCUCUUCUCUCUCUCUCUCUCUCUCUCUCUCCUCUCCUCUCUCUCUCUCUCUCUCUCUCUCUCUCUCUCUCUCUCCUCUCUCCUGUCUCUGCCUCUGUCUCCUCUGUCUCUCUCUCUCUCUCUCGUCUCCUCUCUCUGUCUCUCUCUCCUCUCUCUGUCUCGCUCCUCUUCCUUCUCUCUCUGUCUCUCCCCUCUCUGUCUUCUCUCUCCCUCUGUCUCUGUAGGCCAUCUCCCAGCAGGACUUGGUCCACAUGGCGAUCCAGAUCUCAUGUGGGAUGAGCUACCUGGCCAGGAGAGAGGUCAUCCACAAAGAUCUGGCCGCCAGGAACUGUGUGUGAGUAUCUCAUGACCCUGUCGGAACGCUCUAUGCAGGAGUUGUGACAGAGCGAAGAUAUGGGAUAUGCAUCCGUUUUGUUGUUUUUAUUUUUUGUCCUAUCGUGAUGCAACGGUGCCGACCCUAUAUUCUAGACACCCACCUGAGCGACCCACCCACUAAGGAGGAGGCUAUUACUGCAGGUAGCCUAAACAGCCAUGACAGAAAGACGAACGCAGACAGAGACCCACUAAAGCAGCACUGCCUCAAGAGCCUGAGUAUAUGUACAACAUAUGAUAAUAAUAAUAAUAUGCCAUUUAGCAUAUGAGUGUAUACAACUAUUUAAUCCAUUUUAGAAUAAGGCUGUUACGUAACAAGGUGGAAUAAGUCAAGGGGUCUGAAUACUUUCACUACCUCAUACCCCUGCACAUUGACUCAGUACCGGUACUUCCUGUAUACAGCCUCAUUAUUGUAUUGUUUUACGAUUUCCUUUUUUAUUUAGCAAAUAUUUGUCUUUUUAACUCUGCGUUGUUGGGAAAGGGCUCGUAAGUAAGCUUUGCACGGUGAAGUCUACACCUGUUGUAUUCGGCGCAUGUGACCAAUACAAUUUAUUUCAUUUGAUAACAUACCAUUUAGAAAACCUACAGAAAGUGUUUGUCAACUACUGUGUUGGGUGAUACCUUCGGUUCACACUUUCUGUUAAAGGUCCCUAUAUAAGGACUUGAUAUCACAUUUGUAACCAAUACACAACGCAUUCAUAAGCAUUUCAUAAACACUUAAUAGCAACAACUGUAAGAGCAUGUAAAUGUAUGUUGAAUCAGUUAACCAUGUCCUCUACCCCCCCUCCUCUCCUCUGUUGCCAUGUCCUCUACCCCCCCUCCUCUCCUCUGUUGCCAUGUCCUCUACCCCCCCCUCCUCUCCUCUGUUGCCAUGUCCUCUACCCCCCCCUCCUCUCCUCUGUUGCCAUGUCCUCUACCCCCCCCUCCUCUCCGCUGUUGGCCAUGUCCUCUACCCCCCCCCCUCCUCUCCUCUGUUGCCAUGUCCUCUACCCCCCCUCCUUCUCGGUUGCCAUGUCCGCUAUCCCCCCCUCCUAUUCCCUGUUGCAUGUCCUCUAGCCCCCCCCCUCCCUCUUCCUCUACCCCCCCCUCCUCUCCUCUGUUUGCCAUGUCCUCUACACCUCCCUCUAACCACCCCCCCUCCUCUCCUCUUUUGCCAUGUCCUCUAAUCCCCCCCCCUCUCCGCUGUUGCCAUGUCUCAUAACCCCCCUCCUCUCCUCUGUUGCUAUGGUCCUCUACCCCUACCCCCCUCCUCUCCUCUGUUGCCAUGUCCUCUACCCUCCUCUCUCUGUUGCCAUGUCCUCUAUCACCACCCCCCUCCUCUCCUCUGUUUUUUUGCCAUUCCUCUAACCCCCUCCUCUCCUCUGGUGCCAUGUCCUCUAACCCCCCCCUCCUCACUCUACCAACCCCCCUCCUCUCCUCUGUUGCCAUUCCGCUACCCCCCUCCUCUCCUCUGUUGCCAUGUCCUCUACCUACCCUACCCCCCCUCCUCCGCUCUACCCCCCUCCUCUCCUCCUACCCUACUACCCCCCCCCUCUCCUCUGUUGCCAUGUCCUCUACCCCCCUCCUCUCCUCUGUUGCCAUGUCCUCUACCCCCCCCUCCUCUCCUCUGUUGCCUGUCCUCUACCCCCCCUCCUCUCCUCUAUAACCCCCCCUCCUCCUCCUCUUUGCCAUGUCCUCUACUACUCCCCCUCCUCUCUCUAGUUGCCAUGUCCUCUACCCCCCUCCUCUCUUCUAUUGCCAUGUCCUCUACCCACCCCUCCUCUCCCUGGUUGCCAUGUCUCUUAACCCCCCCUCCUCUCCUCUGUUGCAUGUCCUCUACCCCCCCUCCUCCCUCCUCUGUUGCCAGGUCCUCUACCCCCCUAUACCCGUACCCCCCCCUCCCUCCUCUGUUGCCAUGUCCUCUACCCCCCUCCUCUCCUCUACCCCCUCCUCUCCUCUGUGCCAUGUCCUCUCCCCCCUCCUCUCCUCUGUUGCCAUGUCCUCACUCCUCCCCCUCCUCUCCUCUGUUGCCACUGUCCUCUACCCCCCCCCCCCUCUCCUCUAACGCCCCACACCUCUACCCCCCCCCCCUCCUCUCCUCUGUUUGCCAUGUCCUCUACUACCCCCCCCCCCUCUCCUCUGUUGCCAUGUCCUCUACCCCCCUCCUCUCCUCUACCCCCUACCACACCCCCCCCUCCUCUCCUCUGUUUGCCACUGUCCUCUACCCCCCUCUCCUUGUUGCCCAUGACCUCUAUAACCCCCCCUCCAUCUCCUCUAACCACCCCACCCCCCCUCGCCUCUUUGCCAUGUCCCCUCUACCCCCCCCUCCUCUCCUCUCCUACCAUAAAACCCAUAACCCCCCCUCCUCUCCUCUGUUGCAUGUGUCCUCUACUUUCCCCCCCCUCUCCCUCUGUUUUGCCAUGUCCUCUAUCCUCUACCCCCCUCCUCUCCUCUAUUGCCAUGUCCUCUACCCCCCCUCCUCUCCUUGGUUUCCAUGUCCUCUUACCCCCCCUCCUCUUCCUCUGUUUCCAUGUCCUCUACCCCCUACCACCCCUCCUCGCCUAUGUUUGCCAUGUCCUCUACCCCCCUCCUCUCCUCUACCCCCCCUCCUCCUCUCCUCUGUUGUCCAUGUCCUCUUACCCCCCCCCUUUCCUCUCCUCUGUUGCCAUGUCCUCUACCCCCCUCCUCUCCUCUGUUGCCAUGUCCUCUACCCCCCCUCCUCUCCUCUGUUGCCAUGUCCUCUACCCCCCUCCUCUCCUCUGUUGCCAUGUCCUCUACCCACCCUCCUCUCCUCUGUUGCCAUGUCCUCUACCCCCCCUCCUCUCCUCUGUUUGCCAUGCCCUCUACCCCCCCCCUCCUCUCCUCUGUUGUGCCAUGUCCUCUACCCCCCUCCCUCCUUCGUUGCAAUGUCCUCUACCCCCCCUCCUUCCUCGGUUGCCAUGUUCCUCUACCCCCCCCUCCUCUCCUCUGUUGCCAUGUCCUCUCCCCCCCUCCUCUCCUCUGUUGCCAAUUGUCCUCUACCCCCCCUCUCUUUCCUCUCCCCCCCUCCUCUCCUCUGUUGCCAUUUCCUCUACCCCCCCUCCUCUCCUCUACCCCCUCCUCUCCUCUGUGCCAUGUCCUCUACCCCCUCCUCUCCUCUGGCCAUGUCCUCUACCCCCCCCUCCUCUCCUCUGUUGCCUAUGUCCUCUAACCCCCCUCCUCUCCUCAUGUUGCCAUGUCCUCUACCCCCCCCCCCCUCUCCUCUGUUGCCAUUGUCCUCUACCCCCCCUCCUCUCCUCUACCCCCCUCCUCUCCUCUGUUGCAUGUCCUCUACCCCCACCUCCUCUCCUCUACCCCCCCCUAUCCUCUGUUGCCAUGUCCUCUUACCCCCCCUUCCUCUCCUAUAUGCCAUGUCCUCUACCCCCCCUCUCUCCUCUGUUGCCAUGUCCUCUACCCCCCCCCUCCUCUCCUCUGUUGCCCCGUCCUCUACCUCUCUUCCGCUGACAGUAUUGAUGACAGCAUGCAGGUGAAGAUCUGUGACAACGCCCUGUCCAGAGACCUGUUCCCCACGGACUACCACUGUCUGGGAGACAAUGAGAACAGACCGGUCCGCUGGAUGGCCCUGGAGAGCCUGCUCAACAAUGACUUCUCUACUGCUAGUGAUGUGGUGAGGACACACACAGGAAGCCAGCUAAGGCCAUGGAGCUCUCCUCUCCACCACCAGCCAGACAGCCAUGCCCUGAUGUCCCUCCCUCGUACCUGACCUCUUCAUUCCUGAUGGAGCUCUGCUGCUCCGAGUGCUCACCCCUCCCUCUUUAUAUCCUCCGCACCCUGUCUUGACUUCCUCUAAACCUCUCUGGGUCAUAGGUUACUACACACAUGUUAAUGAACCAGUGUUACAGCCGCACACAUCCGCACACAGCGCCACACACACACACAGCGCCACACACACACAGCGCCACACACACACAGCGCCACACACACACAGCGCCACACGCACACACAGCGCCACACGCACACACAGCGCCACACGCACACACAGCGCCACACGCACACACAGCGCUACGCACACACAGCGCCACACACACACAGCGCCACACACACACAGCGCCACACACACACAGCGCCACACACACACAGCGCCACACACACACACAGCGCCACACACACACAGCGCCACACACACACAGCGCCACACACACACAGCGCCACACACACACAGCGCCACACACACACAGCGCCACACACACACAGCGCCACACACACACAGCGCCACACACACACAGCGCCACACACACACACAGCGCCACACACACACACACACACAGCCACACACACACACACACACACAGCCACACACACACAGCCACACACACACAGCCACACACACACAGCCACACACACACAGCCACACACACACACACACACACACAGCCACACACACACAGCCACACACACACACACACACACACACACACAGCCACACACACACACACACACACACACACACAGCCACACACACACACACACACAGCGCCACACACACAAACACAGCGCCACACACACACACAGCCACACACACACACACACAGCCACACACACACAGCGCCACACACACACACAGCCACACACACACACACACACACACACACACACACAGCCACACACACACACACCACACACACACACACACACACACACACACAGCGCCACACACACAAACACAGCGCCACACACACAAACACAGAGGUAUUGUUAAUUAACCAUAGUCACCCAGUCAGGGCAUGAUGACUCCAGGGAUCCUAGUAGUCAUUCAGACUUUCUCCUAAAGCUUUCAUUGAUGUCAAUGGAAGACUUGAGCGAUUUUCUGAGUGUGCAUCUCAAGUCUGAAUACCUGCUGGUUCGUGUUCAACUACCGUUGUGGAUCUCAAGUCUGAAUACCUUCUGGUUCAUGUUCAGCUACCAUUGUGGAUCUCAAGUCUGCAUACCUUCUGGUUCAUGUUCAACUACCGUUGUGGAUCUCAAGUCUGAAUACCUUCUGGUUCGUGUUCAGCUACCAUUGUGGAUCUCAAGUCUGAAUACCUUCUGGUUCAUGUCAGCUACCAUUGGUGGAUCUCAAGUCUGAAUACCUUCUGGUUCAUGUUCAGCUACGUUGUGGAUCUCAAGUCUGAAUACCUUCUGGUUUCAUGUUCAGCUUACCGUUGUGGAUCUCAAGUCUGAAUUACCUUCUGGUUCAUGUUCAGCUACCGUUGUGGAUCUCAAGUCUGAAUACCUUCUGGUUCGUGUUCAGCUACCGUUGUGGAUCUCAAGUCUGAAUACCUUCUGGUUCAUGUUCAGCUACAGUUGUGGAUCUCAAGUCUGAAUACCUUCUGGUUCAUGUUCAGCUACCGUUGUGGAUCUCAAGUCUGAAUACCUUCUGGUUCGUGUUCAACUACCAUUGUGGAUCUCAAGUCUGAAUACCUUCUGGUUCAUGUUCAGCUACCGUUGUGGAUCUCAAGUCUGAAUACCUUCUGGUUCAUGUUCAGCUACCGUGUGUUAUAUUGUCUUUGUAGAACACUGGCCAAUUUUCUGAAGAUGACUGAUGAAUGAAGUGGUGACUUGGUUUCAAAACCUUAAUACUUUUUAUAUUAUUGAUGUUUAUAGUUAUACUCUACUGGAAUAAUCUUAUCGUGUUCUGUUCUUUGGAAAUAGGAAAUUGGUUAAAAGCUAAAGUCGGAUGGAUUCAGUAUGUUGGGAGUUGCAGCCACUACCUACAAUGGUUCUGAUAACUGGCUGUUCUCAAGCACUGCAUGGUUCAGAGAGACGGGGUUCGCUUUCAAGCCCUUAUCAAAACAUUUAGGAACAAUGUUUUCUAUGUUGGGUGUACAUUUUCAGCUAAAUUUCCUUGCAUUGUGUCAGUGGAAUGCUUUGUUCAGCCAUUGGCGCUGUUCAGCCUGUACAGAACAUAACUUUCCCUGACACUAAUCUCACACUGAGAGACCUUAUCCCUAAUUUUAACACAUUUCUGCAACAGAAUAUAGAACAUUGUUGAAAAGUUUCCCUGAUUUUAAAUCCAUGCAUGUGAAGUAUCUCUGUCCUAUGUUGUAUUGUUUAUCCUGCAUGUAGCUAAUGUUCCGCAGAGACAACCAGAAGGUCCAAGAGAGAUUUGUACACACACUUUCCUUUGUUCGUCCUAGAUAUUAUUUAGUGUAUGUCUGUCACCCUGUCUUGUUGGUCAUAUCAAUGGAUGUCUGUCCCAUAUAAAUAGAAUUAAUUGAAUCUUUAUUCCUUUGGUCCGUUCUGCCUUGUGAUCUGACCUCUAACACCUGACCGCUAACCUGUGUCCCUGUUCCUUAGUGGGUUUUUGGUGUGACCCUGUGGGAGCUGAUGACCUUGUAGUCUAACCCCUGACAGCUAACCUGUGUCCCUGUUCCUCAGUGGGUUUUUGGUGUGACCCUGUGGGAGCUGAUGACCUUCUAGUCUAACCCCUGACCUGUGUCCCUGUUCCUUAGUGGGCGUUUGGUGUGACCCUGUGGGAGUUGAUGACCUUGGGACAGACCCCUUACGUGGACAUCGACCCCUUCGAGAUGGCAGCCUAUCUGAAGGACGGAUACAGAAUAGCACAGCCAAUCAACUGUCCCGAUGAACUGUAAGUACAAUAGCACAGCCAAUCAACUGUCCCGAUGAACUGAAACACAGACAUAAAGGGCUUUUAGACCGUUUUUAUGUGUUUUAAUUGAUUAAGUUUGAUCAACACUUAUUGUAAUUGACAAUUCUAUAGUUUUAUUGGUCUUAAGUAUUUCCUGUAUACUGUAUCUCAUGAGAAUUGUCUCGCAGUUUGAAUCUCCAGCUGUUCGUUAACUGUAGUGUAUCCCUUCAGAAUAAUGAUAUGGCUUCUUAUGGGAUGUUCUCCUCUCUCUUAUCAACAUAAGCACAUGUACUGUCCUGCAUGGAAAGUUGACUAUAGGACUGUCCUGCAUGGACAGUUGACUGUAGGACCCUCCAGAGGGGAGACAGUUGAAUGUAGGACUCUCCAGAGGGGAGACAGUUGAAUAUAGGACUCUCCAGAGGGGAGACAGUUGAAUAUAGGACCCUCUAGAGGGGAGACAGUUGACUAUAGGACCCUCCAGAGGGGAGACAGUUGACUGUAGGACCCUCCAGAGGGGAGACAGUUGAAUAUAGGACCCUCCAGAGGGGAGACAGUUGACUAUAGGACCCUCCAGAGGGGAGACAGUUGAAUGUAGGACUCUCCAGAGGGGAGACAGUUGAAUAUAGGACCCUCCAGAGGGGAGACAGUUGAAUAUAGGACCCUCCAGAGGGGAGACAGUUGAAUAUAGGACCCUCCAGAGGGGAGACAGUUGACUAUAGGACCCUCCAGAGGGGAGUCAGUUGAAUGUAGGACCCUCCAGAGGGGAGACAGUUGACUAUAGGACCCUCCAGAGGGGAGACAGUUGACUAUAGGACCCUCCAGAGGGGAGACAGUUGACUGUAGGACCCUCCAGAGGGGAGAGAGUUGAAUAUAGGACCCUCCAGAGGGGAGACAGUUGACUGUAGGACCCUCCAGAGGGGAGACAGUUGAAUAUAGGACCCUCCAGAGGGGAGACAGUUGACUAUAGGACCCUCCAGAGGGGAGUCAGUUGAAUGUAGGACUCUCCAGAGGGGAGACAGUUGAAUAUAGGACCCUCCAGAGGGGAGAAAGCCAAAUGGGUGAGAGUUCAGCUUCAGCCGGAUGCCUUACAUACUAGGGUUGGGCGGUAGCCAGAUGUUCAUAUCGUCAUACUGUCCUACUCUCAUCCUGGGAUUUACGGUAUUACCGGCUCAGUACACAAGGGGGCGCCAAAGAAACACAAAAAGUCCAUUUGGCGUCUAUUAGCAGAAUGCUAACAGAAUUAGCACAAGUAAUAGAGCAUUUCCAUGGAGGCUGCUAGCUAAAUAUGCUAACGAGUGCAAAAACAUGCAAUCCAGCUCAUAAAGUUAUACAUAUAUAGGUAGGAGCUACCGAAUGUCAUUUUUGGUGAGUUUGGACAUUUAUAAGCAAAUGAACAAAGUUAUGAGGCAUGCUUAUGAGGCAUGCAUGCUUAUGAGGCAUGCUUAUGAGGCAUGCUUGUCUGAAGGAAGACCAGUACUGCCUCUGGGGCAGCAUGUGUACACUCUGUGUCUGGGUGGAGUCUGGAGUCGCUAGGGCAACGGGCCUGCCUGUUCUGCUCGAAGAGGGGGGAGGAGCAGACGGCCCGAGAACUGAGCGGAGAACGAAACGCUAGGAAAUCAAGAGCCUACAGAUAACUUAUACAAAGGGCUUUGACUUCUCGAACAAAGCAGAAAGCUAACACAAUAUGAUGCCCGUCACCUUAUUUAAUUCAGCCACUGAGAUAACUAGCAACUUUAGCUUAGGGGUCGCGUUAACGCAGAAUUUGAAGAAUUUGAAAUAUCUUGUUUUGUAACUGCAGCUCUAAAAUGCUUCUUAUUGUAAUUUUUGCUCGGUGUCAAACAAAUUCUGUGCUUCAGUUUCUCUUCUCCACUAAAGGCCUUCUAUCAGCAGACUGCUUUCUGACUGUGGAGAUACUUUGCUACAGUAUUUUUCUCCGGUAAAAUGCAAGCUCAUCUUUAAACAAAACAUUAGGAAAUGUAGCUGGCUACGUUCUUUCUAUGAUAAACAUUAUGAAAUAUGAUGGGCAUGCAUUUGUUUUUGCUGCGUUGCACUUCUGUUGUCAUCUGAUGAAAAUGAAGCUAUUUUCUGCCGAAUGUGUUGCACGAAUGUAUUUUUUGUGUGAAGGAAAACUCUAGUUGCACAUCCCUGAUCACUCAAAUGAAGAAAAUAACACUUGUCUUUCAAUAUAAAAACGCGACCCCUGUCAAUACACAGCUGGACUCACCGGUUCCCGCUUUCUCCGGUUGUGCUAUUUACAAACAAACACGUGACUGGCUCAACUGUUCUGGGGAACUACGGUAAACUUCACAAUGUAAGAAUAACGUGACGGGUGAACUGAAGAACGCAACCUGCUUUAUCUCCUAAAGUACUGCACAAGUUGACUGCGGGUAUUUACUUUAAAAAAUAGCUAAAAAAUAUUACAAAUGUAUAAAAACAACUUCUAAGAAAUAGUUUCGAUGGUAUUGGAAAAACCAUCUUGUGGCUAUUUCCAAAUACCCCGUUAUACAGUAUAUACGGUAAACAAGCCUAGUGCACACACAGACAGGCACGUGUGUACACACACACACACACACACACACAGCCCAUGUUCGGGAGUCUCUGUUUGCAUGUGUUAUUGUAGAGCUGUAUAAGUCCAGCAGCUACGUGGCGGGGGCAGCUGUCUCUCAGCGUCAUUCAUUACAGACGGAGUCUUAUCCACGUCCUGCGUCUGUCGGGGGGGCUGCAGGGUGGCGGAGUCUUAUCCACGUCCUGCGUCUGUCGGGGGGGCUGCAGGGAGGCGUUGGACUGCUGUGGACGAGCUGGCCAGGAAUCACAAAGGGACAAAAACUGGCUUCUGUGGCUGAAUCCCAAAUGGCACCCCUACUCCCUAUAUUAGUGCACUUUUGACCAAGGUCCCUCGCCUCUGACCUUUUUUCCUCCCCAGUGCGUUUUUAGAAGCAGAUGAGAACGCAAGGAAUUGAGGAAAGACAAAUUGUGAAAGAACCUAUGUCCGCUUCAAAGCUAGAUGUUCAAAAGUAGCGCACUAUACAGGGAAUAGGGUGCCGUUUGGGACUUCGGUGUUACUGUCAUCACUUCAACACUCCGUGAUGUACGGUUGGAUGAGCGGACGCCAACAGCGUUGGACAGGCAGGGAAGUUGAGGAAAAGCUAAUCGGACUGUUGUUUGGGGAGCUGCGGCACACGUUUCCUUCAGAAAGAGUAGGCGUUGAGUUGGAUUGUUCCACCAGAUAGAAGAAUUCAGGAGACCUUGAGGGAUGCAGGACUGAUGGUGUGAUGUUGAUUUCUCUGAUGACCCAAGUACUGAAUAGCCUUGACACUGGGAAUGUGAAAUUUUUUUUUAGUACAUGCAGUGCUUUUUAGACCCCAUUUGGCAGUCCUUAUGGGGUUUUGAGUCAACGUACACUGUGCUAGCCUAAAUGGCUUGUGCGAGGUGCAUGUUCACUUGCUGACCCAGCUAAUUCUCUCUCUCUGUCUGUUUGUCUGUCUGUCUAGGUUUGCAGUGAUGGCGUGUUGCUGGGCCCUGGAUCCAGAGGAGAGGCCGAAGUUCCAGCAGCUCGUGCAGUGUCUGACUGAGUUUCAUGCGGCGUUGGGGGCAUACGUC